CCAUAAAAACUGACAAUACGACCUUCACUUGUGUAAUAAACUUUUGUUAUGUGCCAAUUGCGUGCAUCGCUACCACAGACUAUAUCAGUUAGUCAUGUAAUUGGCUUGGUUUAUUUGCCUGUAUACGAUUACGAUGCCAGUCUUUAACGCGCGCCAAGACCGGCGCACGCGUCUGUGGUCUGUGGAAUUAAAAAGUUAAAGAUAACCUUGUUCGAAAAGUAAAUAAACAACGCGAGUGAUAAAAAACGUGUUUGGAUUUGGAACAUUUGCGUUAACGGUUUUCUUACGUGCCACAUUCAAUGCCGACCAGAUAAUGACCUACCAGGAUUAAAACAAUGGAGAGAAUAUAAACAUUUACAAUGAAAAAUAAUUAAAAUAAACAAUGCAUGCUGUGCACCCAGCUGAAUAUUCUACCUAAUUCAUUAAAUCUUCAAAAACGGUGCCUGAAAUUUAUUAAAAAUGGAGAAAGAAAACCAAAUGGAUCGCCUGAGAAAUCGCCUCAUCAAAAUCCAAGAGAAAAUACAAGACAAAGUAGAAGAUAUCCAGGAUCGAGUACAGAAUAAAAUAGACCAGUCGAAACUAUCACGAUUCGUUUCCCAUAUAUCGAGUGAAAAGAACUCACUUAAUGGAGACCGAAGUUCAAGAGAAGAUGAUGCUAAUUCCAUCGAUAAAUUAUCGAUAAGUUCCAACGAGAGGGAAAAAUCGAUACCACAUUUCGUAUUUGAUCAAGCUGAUGAAUGUGUUAAGGCAACAGAAAUGGAGCCAAAUAACGCGUGUGAGGGUUUUAUAAAGAUGGAAAAGAAUAAUGUUCUGUUUACGAGGAGAAGCAUAUCGGCGACUAAUUUGGCGUUUGACAGUGAUGAAUGUGAACGAUCUAGUGACUCUUGUGUUUCCAGCGAUCCUUUUGAAGAUGCCAGACGAGGACCCCGCCCCCGCUCCGGGAGCCUGCCCGGCGCACCUCUAGAGCUGCAGAACCACCUCGAACUUCCACCUACCUUCAGCACCUGCACGGAGCUGAUCGAGAGGCUCGGCAACCGGUUCCCUCGGCUGAAGGAAAAGGGCGACAGGCUGCAUAGGUAUCUAUUAAAGAACACGCGACUGAGCGACGUGAACAAAAGGCUUAAGGCUCAGAUCUGGAGCUCGGUGGUCACCAUCGUGCUGGUGGAAGCCAAGAACCUUCCAGCCAUGGACAUGGACACGCGGUCUAGCGACCCUUACUGUAAAUUUAGGUUAGGCAACGAGAAAUACAAAAGCAAGGUUGUAUGGAAGUCGUUACAUCCGUCGUGGUUGGAGCAGUUCGACCUGCAUCUCUACGAUGAUCAGGAGCAGAUACUAGAAGUCACUGUGUGGGACAAGGACAAACAGACAAAGGACGACUUCCUGGGAAGAUGUGCAAUAGACCUGUCCCGCCUAGAACGCGAGAAGACCCACAGCAUUUGGCAAGACCUUGAAGACGGGAAUGGACAGAUCUUCUUACUGCUUACAAUCAGUGGGACUACGCAGAGCGAGACCAUCACGGACCUCACCAGCUACAAGGAGAACCCGAGAGACAUAGAGAUUAUUGAUAGAAGAUAUACAUGGUACUACCUGAACGAGCAGUCGAGCGGCGUUGGCUGGCUCUGCGUGAAGGUGUACGGUGCGAAGGGACUGGCUGCGGCGGACUUGGGGGGCAAGUCCGACCCCUUCUGCGUGUUGGAGCUGGGUAACUCCCGGCUACAGACUCAUACGGAGUACAAGACACUCGCGCCUAACUGGAUGAAGAUCUUUACUUUCACAGUAAAGGACAUAAGCUCAAUCCUCGAACUAACAGUAUACGACGAAGACCACGACCACAAAGUCGAGUUCCUGGGAAAGUUAGCUGUACCGCUGCUCAGCAUCAGGAACGGGGAGAAACGGUGGUACGCACUGAAGGAUAAGAAGAUGAGGACGAGAGCGAAGGGGAACUAUCCGCAAAUAUUGCUGGAGAUGACUGUGAUAUGGAACCAGCUGAAAGCUGCGAUCAGAGUGAUAAACCCGAAGGAGCCGAAGUAUAUGCAUCAAGAGGCCAAGUUCAAGCGGCAUCUGUUCAUCCGCAACGUCAUGAGACUGAAGGCCAUCAUCAUGUGGUUUAUAGAGAUUGGAAAGAUUUUACAAGAUUGUUUUGAAUGGGAGUCCCGCGUGCGCUCGUUCUUGGGGCUGCUGGUGUGGCUGGCAUUCUGCUACUACUACGAGAUGUGGAUGCUGCCCUUCCUCAUUCUGGUCUUCUUGACUAGGAACUGGCUUAUUUACAGGCUCACUGUUGAAUACGAAGACACCCGAAUAUUUCAAGCAUUUAAGCCGCAUUUGCCAAGAAUAAGGGGCAAUCCACUGUUACAACCAGUGGACGAUGAAGACCUGCUAGCCGAGGAAGAUGACGAGGAAGAAGUGGAUAAGGAGGAGAAGAAAUCUCUAAAAGAGAGACUGCAAGCAAUACAGGAGGUGACGCAAACGGUGCAAAAUGCGAUCGGCUACGUCGCUUCAUUAGGAGAAGCUGUUAAAAAUUUAGCGAACUUCACGGUGCCAUAUCUUAGUUACAUUGCCAUCAUCAUGCUGUUUGGAGCGAUGGUGGUUCUGUAUGUGAUACCGCUGCGAUACUUACUCAUGGCGUGGGGCAUAAAUAAAUUCACGCGCAAAAUUCUCCGGCCACACACGAUACCAAACAACGAGGUUUUAGAUCUGCUAUCGAGGGUUCCGGACGAUGAGAUUUUGUUGGACUGCCGCGAGCUGAAACCCCACUCUUCUACCGAGCAUCGCCGCGACGCGCGCAAGAAGCACAAGGCGUCAUAACGCGGCAACUUGCGUCGUCGGCUCGCGGACUAUGUCGCCAAGAUGAGGGUUAGGCUCUAGGUUACUUGCCAAGGCUUUUGAAAAUGUAUUGAGGAAUAUUACUUACGACUAACAAAGCGGUGAAAAAAUAAUGCAAAAAGAUUGUCAAGUUCCAAAAUUUGACAAACUAAGAACGUAAGGCUGCACUGCCUGCACUACUUUGUCUAAGCUAACUCUUUGAGCAUCAAGCGUCAAACGGAAAUCCUGUUUCCCUAAGGCCUUCGUGCAAUACUGUCUUCUAAGUUGUUAACUGACGAUUCGUAGUUUUUUUUUAUAAUACUUAUACUUCCAGCGGCGUUGUGGCGUAUGGAGCAAUUUCCGUUAACGUGAUACGGCGUAUUUGGCGUUCAAAAGGUUAACAGAGAGUAACACACCUUGAAGAAUUACCUCGCCAAACUAUGUACCCCAUAAAUAUGGUAUGAAUAAUGUGUUCAAUAUCCCUUUUAAGUGUUUUUCACAGUACAAUAAUUUUUAACUACCAUAGACAUAUGAACUCGAAUAAGAAUUCAUGUCUAGCGAAAAAACUAACUCUGAUGCCACAUAUUCUAGGUCUGUGACAUUUCACAUAAGUUUUUUUGCCUCAGUCAACAAAUAUCCGUGUGUAAAGCAAUGGGGUAGUUUUAACUAGCACAAAAUCCAUUCAUAGCUCCUAGACUUGUACCUAAAAAAAAUGUUAAAUAUUUCCAAGAAUCUCAUGACCUCGAAUAUAUUCCACGCAAUAUAAAUAUUUGUAUGUGAUUUGUAAACCAAUUUGUAUUUACUUAAUUAAAUAGGUGCAUAAAUUUGUAUAAAUUUACCCGAAAGUCGUCCACGUAGAUAGGUAAUUCAAAUCAUCUCUUUUCAUAUUAUCAGCUUAAUCGCAUAAGAAUGUAUAAUUUUUUAAACGCAUCAAAACUUUUUUUACGCGACGCCGCGCCGUUCAUGUGUAAAAUGCUAAAUUGAACUUUAUAAAAAGAAUAUAAGAUUCAAUAUAGCCUACCAAUCUGGCUAUGCUGCAUUACCUACCGGCCGAAUCGAUGGCGUCUUUAUUAUUGUGUUAUCCUGAAGAGCUUGCCAAGCUAUAUUUUUAACUGUUUAGGCACCAUGGAACGCAUAUUUAUAAACUUAAAAUUUUCUGCGGUGGUCAGAAAGGUAUUAAAUAGUAGGUAGAAUGUUUUUGUUACCUAUUGAGUUACAAUCGAAUGAUUAUGAUAGCGAGAAAUUAAACUUAGUCAGUAGAAAAAGAGGCGCAAUAUUAAAUUUUCUCUCGGAGGACAACUCUUCGCACCUACAUUUUUAAAUUUUCUGCCAUUUUCUUUUUCUACUGACGAAAAUGGCUUGCCAGACUAUAUUUCUUAAAUUUCCCGCCUUUUUCUGAUGUUUCUUUUUUGUGAUACCUAUCCAGAGUUUAUCAAUAGAAAUAGGCGCGAAAUUUAAAUAUUCAAUGUUCAAUGGGAAGUCAACCCGUCGCGCCUAUAUUUUUUAAAUAUAGGCGCGACGUCUUUUUCUACUGACGAAAAUGGCUUGCCAAAUUAUAGUUGGUCAAACCAAAUUUUCAGUAAAUAAGAACAAAAAAACUAUACUCAUCCUUUUCUUUUGGGUGCUAGUACUAGUGUAAGACAAAGAUAGUAACGUAUGAUUAUCUCUGUCUAUGUUUGAAAUGAGACGAAUGAGACAGUCCUUUGACAAACUGUAGCACAGCACAGCUAGCCCGACCAAAGGGCCCUCCACACUCAUGCGCGAAUCACGGCGCGAAGCCGCGAACGUAAGUGUGGCGUCGAUUUCGCAGAUUGUUCACGCCUUCGCGCCUAGUUCCCCGUUUUUUGUCGGUUUAUUAGCCCGCGUCAAAGGAGGCGCGAAGCGCGAACUGGCAAGACACACACACUAUUACACACUAUUUUGACUCAUAUUGUGGCAAGACAAAUAAUAAUUAUAUUAUAUAAAGCGGCUAUAUUUUACGGUUUUACAACAAAACAAAAUGGAAAAAUAGCUAAAUCACGUAUGAUGCCAUAGAUAACUAGCAGUUAAAAUCGAUCAGCUGAUGCUUUUCCGCCAUCUUGACGCGAGCCAAACUGCGAAAUAGCCGUGAAGUUUGGAGUGUGGAGUCAUACGUCAACGUCGCGACAUGUUCUCUCCGCGAAGUCGCGCCGCGAUUCGCGCACAUAGUCUGGAGGGACCUCAAGAUUAUUAAUUUACUACCAAUGGUAGAUUUAUAUAAACACGGUAAUGGCACGGUAUAUCCAUGGCUACACCGGCAGUAAAAUAAAUUGAAGAUUAGUAGAAAACCACGGCAUUGUUAAAUUGUCAAUUUAAAUAGCUUUUGCGAAAAAUUGUCCCGUCUGGACCUAGACACUGAUUGAGCAAAAUCGUCUAUUCACACUCCUACAUGGUAGCCCGCCUCGCAGUCCGCCUCAUUAUGUAGGAUUGUGAAUGUGGUCGCAGACUACAUGGCGUCCUACAAAACCCAGGUAGGAUGCCUCUUGGGUCCUACAAGUCCUACAAGCCCCGCCCACCGCUUGCAGUUCGUCGCGCAGGAUUGUCUGUGGUAUGACGUCCUGCGUGGCAGGACUGUCAUGUAGCGAAUUGGAGCGUGAAUGUUAAUGCAGGACUGCAGUCCGCCAUUUUCUUUACAAUGAAAAACACGGGCUUAGCAGGUUUUAUUGAAAUAGGUAUAUAAAGAAGUUCGCUGUGUAUGUGAUCAAAAAUCACCAAAAUAACUAUAUUUUUUUUUAGAAAUAGCACAUAACGGUAUUGCAAGAGCACCGACACGAGGGUGUACCGCGAAAAACGAAAAGCGUAAUUUCUUUAUCUGCCUCUCUAUCACUAGGUAGGUAUUCUAGUUUAUCGCAAGAGCGAUAGGGAGGCAGAUAGCAAUGUUUCGAUUUUCGUCUUUCGUGGUAGGUCCUCUGGUAGGUAGGACUGCAAUGUAGGAAGUGUGUGAGCUAUAUCCUACUCCGCAGCAGUCCUGCGAGGCGGACUGCAUUGUAGGAGUGUGAAUGGGGGGCUUUAAGCGCGCGGUUGUUUUAUUCGAUAGACGCAGCGAUAAGCGCUGUCGAUAAGCGCUGUCGUUUUU
Molecule: messenger RNA, 5896 nt
Organism: Cydia strobilella
Lineage: Eukaryota; Metazoa; Arthropoda; Insecta; Lepidoptera; Tortricidae
Gene: Mctp
Product: multiple C2 and transmembrane domain-containing protein
Exons: 16
Coding region: 460-2805 (781 amino acids)
Biological process (GO): regulation of neurotransmitter secretion
Cellular component (GO): synaptic vesicle membrane
Molecular function (GO): calcium ion binding
Source: RefSeq, a predicted model, not a curated record